UCAAUAGUGAGAAAAAGGAUUAUUGUAUUUCAAUUUCGAACGCACCCUAUUUUGACUUUUCAUUCCUAAAAAAAUUAAAUCCAAAAAGUUGAAUUAUCAUUUCCAAAAGUACGAGAUUUAUUUUUAUAUUUUGUGUUAAACGAAAAAGUUUAAGAUGAGUGAAGGACAAGGUACGUUGGUGGAUAAAUCUGAGAGUUCGUCGUUCGAGGAUCUGGCCUCUGCGGCGGCGCAGGAAAUUGAGGAGGCGAAGCUCGCGGAGGCUGCGGCCGCUGAGAAGGAGAAGCCUGCUGAGGCAAAGACAGACGAGUGGCAGGACGUGCUCGGAUCUGGAACUCUGCUAAAAAAGAUAUUGAAAGCCGGAGAUGAGUCUGACGGAUUAAGGCCGCACAGAAGUGAUAUUUGCAGAAUCAGUUAUGAAGUCAAAAUUCGGGACACAGGAGACCUUGUGGAAAAGAGGGACCAGGUUAAGAUUUAUUUGGGAGACAAUGAAGUCCUCCAAGGCCUGGACUUAGCGUUGACGUUAAUGUACAAAGGCGAGGAGUGUCUCCUGCAAAUGUCGCCGCGGUUCGGGUAUGGCGACACGGGGCUUAAGCCAGGCGAGAGUCUCGGCUUGGUGGGCGAGGUGGACAGCCCCAAGUACAAAGGCCCCGCGAUAAGCCCCGACACCUGGCUCGAGGCGCGGCUCGAACUACACGACUGGGCGGAGGAGCCCGAGCACGAAACUUUGCCUAUAGCUGAGAGGAUGGAAACUGGCACCCGUCGCCGCGCCCGCGGUAACUGGUGGUACGGCCGCGGGGAGGCGCAGCUGGCAGUGCAGCUGUACCGCCGGGCGUUGGACGUGCUGGACGAGAGCGAGGGCGGCAUCACAGACCCCACCGCGAGCGGGGAGCUGGCGCCCACCUCGGGGGACCUGCAGGCCCUGCUGGAGGAGCGGCUACGUGUCCACAACAACAUGGCCGCCGCUCAACUCAAGGCUGGCGCUUAUGAAGCUGCUUUACAGGCAGUAACCCGUGUGCUGACGUGCCAGCCAAACAACGCUAAAGCCCUAUACCGCAAGUCCCGCAUCCUCACGGCCAUGGGGCGCAACUCGGAGGCCCUGGCCGCGGCCCGCGCCGCCGCCGCCGCCGCCCCGGACGACGCCGGCACCAAGAAGGAGCUGCAGAGGUGCGAACAGAAGGCCAACAGGGACCGCUCUGUGGAGAGGCGGCUGGCUAAACGGAUGCUCGGCACUACUGAUCAACCGAAAGGCGCGUCGUCGCCAGAUAAGAAGCCUUCGAGGACUAAGAUGUUGGUGUGGGGAUCGUUCCUCCUGAGCCUGCUGGUUGGAGUGGCCAGCGUGCUGGUGUACCGCUACAAGAUGCAGGCGCACUGACCCGCGCCGCACACGUAAGCGAGAUUCCAAAGGUGUGAUCGUGGAGAGGUGCAGCUACUUAUUCAUAUCUAUGACUGGCGAUAAUGUCGACAUUAUGUUUAUAGCGAGCCAAGCUUACUAGUCUACUUGAGAACAAUCUCCGAGUAGAGGAACCUCAUAUGUUCCACUUUACAAACAGUAUAACGCAGUUUAUAUUUUUAUAUUCUUUACAAUUUUACUUCCAACUCAUUUGGUCAUUCUACAUGUUGCAUUUUAUAUCUAAAAGCUCCAGCGCAGAGCCCAACACCUACAUCGGUAGACGUUCAACAUUUACGCACUUAUUAUAACUGUAGACAAUAUUUGUAAAAUAAAUAUUUUAUUGUAAAAAGGGGGAUAGGUAGGUUAUUUAGGAGUAAAUAGUACAUAUUAUUGUGAUUUAAAACAUUAUCAUAUUAGGUACUUUUCUUUAUAAAGCUACGAUUUGCAUUUAUAUAUCGGAAACAGAUUUCUCGUUUUGUUUUUAUUAGCUUCGUGUCGUGAUUUAUUUUUAUUAGCUUUUAGUGCCAAAAUUAUUGUAUUUGUCACAGAGAUCAAUAUUUAUGUAUUGGGAAAGUAUCAAACUAAUGUAUAUUUUUGGAUACUUUAUAAGUAAGUAUAAGAAAAUUUAAAAGCAGUUAUUUUACGACUUGCAUUCCAAAAUGUCUUUGUGGAAGUAUUUCCAUCCAUUGUUUUGUGUCGUUCGAUAAAUGGGAAAUAAAUAUUGAAUUAAUCAGGUGCUUAGUUUAAAAUUAAAUUUAGUUUGACUAUUUUUCUAGGUUUCUAUUUUAUAGUUUAUAUAAAAUAUAAAACUUAAGUUUUUUGUAGAUUUCACGUUUUGGCAAAUAACUUGAAAUGACACGGCAUACGUAAGGAAAAAAUAGAUUUAUUUACAUUAGGACAUGGUUUGGUGUAAGGGCUGCAGCCCUGUUAUAAAAAGGUGGUUCCAGUAUAAACUUAAUAAACAAAAUUGUUGAAAUCA
Molecule: messenger RNA, 2369 nt
Organism: Pectinophora gossypiella (pink bollworm)
Lineage: Eukaryota; Metazoa; Arthropoda; Insecta; Lepidoptera; Gelechiidae
Product: peptidyl-prolyl cis-trans isomerase FKBP8
Exons: 8
Coding region: 155-1372 (405 amino acids)
Molecular function (GO): peptidyl-prolyl cis-trans isomerase activity; protein binding
Source: RefSeq, a predicted model, not a curated record